Molecule: messenger RNA, 1148 nt
Organism: Tarenaya hassleriana
Lineage: Eukaryota; Viridiplantae; Streptophyta; Magnoliopsida; Brassicales; Cleomaceae
Product: probable xyloglucan endotransglucosylase/hydrolase protein 25
Exons: 3
Coding region: 115-966 (283 amino acids)
Biological process (GO): cell wall biogenesis; xyloglucan metabolic process
Cellular component (GO): cell wall; apoplast
Molecular function (GO): xyloglucan:xyloglucosyl transferase activity; hydrolase activity, hydrolyzing O-glycosyl compounds
Source: RefSeq, a predicted model, not a curated record
CAGCCGUUCUCCAGCUGUUCCCAAACCCAUUUCACUAACGUCCAACAGACGCCGUCUCUUCUCCCUCUACUUAUACCUUCACUCCCAUCCCAUUCAUUCAUCUCAUCCCUACACAUGGCUCCUUCCUCUCUCGCCGUCUCUCUUCUUCUUGUCUCCGUUCUCUCCCCGUUAACGGCCGUUUCCGGCGGCACGUUCGACGGAGAGUUCGACAUCACCUGGGGCAGUGGUCGAGGUAAGUUCCUCAACAACGGAGAUCUUCUGACACUGUCCCUCGACAGAUUCUCGGGGUCGGGGUUUCAGUCCAAGAGGGAGUAUUUGUUCGGAAAUAUCCAUAUGCAGCUCAAACUCGUCCCCGGAAACUCUGCCGGAACCGUUACCGCUUAUUAUCUGAAGUCGGGAGGAUCGUCGUGGGACGAGAUCGACUUCGAGUUUCUGGGAAAUAUAACGGGUGACCCGUACACUAUGCACACGAAUGUGUACUCGCAAGGGAAAGGCGACAGAGAACAGCAGUUCAAACUCUGGUUCGACCCCACCUCAGAUUUCCACACCUAUUCUGUUCUUUGGAACCCUUACCACAUCGUCUUUUCGGUGGAUGGAACUCCGAUACGAGAGUUCAAGAACUUAGAACACGUAGGAAUCCCCUUCCCUCGGACACAGCCGAUGAGGCUCUACUCGAGCCUCUGGAACGCCGACCAAUGGGCGACAAGGGGCGGUCUGAUAAAGACCGACUGGUCCCACUCUCCCUUCACCGCCUCUUACCGGAACUUCAGAGCCAAAACCUGCGUUCCGGCGAUCGGGAAAUCGUCGUGUCGCUCGGGCCGGCGGCCCCGGUGGUUCACGCACAGGCUGGACCUCAAUGCAGAGCACAAGAUGCGAACGAUGCAGAGGAACUUCAUGGUUUAUAACUACUGUACGGACUCGAAGAGGUUUCCCAAUGGCUUCCCCAAGGAAUGCAGUAUCCGCUAGAUACAGUUGCGUAGGUUGUCUUUGAAAGAUGGGUUUGUGAUAAUAUUAGUGUGUUUUUCUAAUAUGUAACAUAUUACUUAGGGAUUAAUUAGGUUCCAGAAUGCCCUUGUGUCAAAUAUACAUAUUAAUGAAUAAAAAAAUGUAUAUGCGGUUUUGGAAAAUGCUAUACUUUGUUUUAUCCA